AUGGAGCUGAUGGCUAUCGCGCUGCUACUGGUGACUGCAGGUGCUGCAGUGUCCGCCCAGGACGACGGGGGCAGGAUCAUCGGCGGCUACACGUGUCCCCGCUACUCCCAGCCCUGGCAGGCCUUCGUCUACGGCCCGCUGCAGUGUGGAGGCAUCCUGGUCGACAGGAGCUGGGUGCUCUCUGCCGCCCACUGCUACAGACCCGGCCUGCGGGUGCGGCUCGGGGAGUACAACCUGGCGGUGCGGGAGGGGCCGGAGCAGGACCGAAUCGUGUCUGGCGCCAUCCUGCACCCCGGCUACAACCGCUUCACCCUGGACAACGACCUCAUGCUGCUCAAGCUGGCGCAACCGAUCAACAUCGGCCCGACCGCCCGCCCCGUCACGCUGCCCACGGCCUGCGCGGCCACCGGGACCACCUGCCUUAUCUCGGGCUGGGGCACGGUCACCACCCCCCAAGCCACGUUCCCCAACCUCCUGCAGUGCGGAAACGUCCGGAUCGUCUCGCCCCAGAGCUGUCAGGCUUCCUACCCCGGCCGGGUCACCAACAACAUGGUGUGCGCGGGCGUCAUGGGUGGAGGCAUCGACUCCUGCCAGGGUGACUCCGGUGGGCCCCUGCUCUGCGCUGGGCAGCUCCAGGGCAUCGUGUCCUGGGGGCUGCAAACCUGCGCCCAGCCCAACAGGCCCGGCGUCUACACCAAGGUCUGCAACUACGUAGCAUGGAUCCGCAGAGCCAUCCAGACGAAUUGA
Terrapene triunguis (Three-toed box turtle) is the source of this 747-nucleotide messenger RNA. Its product is annotated as trypsin-like. The transcript has 5 exons. The record is from RefSeq and is a predicted model, not a curated record. NCBI's taxonomy places the organism in Eukaryota, Metazoa, Chordata, Testudines, Emydidae. Gene Ontology annotation, molecular function: serine-type endopeptidase activity. The coding region runs from base 1 to 747 and encodes 248 amino acids. Gene Ontology annotation, biological process: proteolysis.